GCCUGUCUGUCUGGGCUCCUGUGGUUCGGUGUGUGCUGCAACAGGAAGGUGUGUGCAUGAAUGUGUGUGAGUGUGAGAAGGUUGAAAGUAAGGCUGCAAAGGACUGGCCAGGUGCUCCUCUCAUUGAAAGUGAAAUUUCUGAUCAUUGAAUAGUAGAGGAGGAGGAUUACGAAGAUGCUUGGUGUCCCUCAGAGUCUGCGAGCUCAGGUGAGCCCUGGGCUCCAGACUAAGUGUUAGUCAUGUUGCGGCAGUCCGAGCCAACCUCCAGCACCCUGCACCUGGUAGCCAGUGACAUGAGCAACAUCAUGGAGCAACUGGACUCUAAAGACCUCGACGUCGGUGACUGCGAGUUCAAAGCGGCGACUCCCCGGGAUCGGUUUCCCUUCACAGCCAUUUACAAGACGGUGGGUUUCAAGGAGCCCGAGGCCAAUGUCUUCCUGUCUUCUCCCAUCACUGCCAAAAUCUUGGAAGCAGAACGAUAUACAGCGAAUCAGGGAAGAGUUGGCAGCAACAUGCAGAGGAGCGUCAAUAAGGCGUCGGCAGCUUUGUAUACGAUCGAGCUGAAGCACGGGGAGUUUACGUGGUACGUGAAGAAGAAAGAGAAACACUUUCAUGACCUUCACAAAGACCUGAAGUUAUACAAGAGGCUCACACGGCUUCAUCUAUCCCGAGGAAACACAAUAAAAAGAAGAAGUACAAUGCCAAAUACGGAGAUGGCAGAGAUACCAGAGUUCCCCCAGGGAGAAGGGACGAGCCAAAGGGGAGACUACGUUUCCAGUCUGAGGACAAAACUUGAAGAUUACUUGAACAGCCUGCUGAAGGUGCCGAUGUACAGGAGCUGCCACGACAUGAUGGAGUUCAUAGCUGCCAGUCAGCUUUCCUUCAUUCAUGAUUUAGGACCAAAAGGCUUGGAAGGAAUGGUGCUAAAGCGUUCUGGCGGCCAUCGUAUUCCUGGGUUGAACUGCUGUGGUCGAAGUAGAUUAUGCUACCGCUGGUCCAAACGGUGGCUGGUGGUGAAAGACUCUUUCCUGAUGUACAUGAAACCAGACUCCGGUGCCAUCGCCUCUGUGAUGCUUUUCGAUAAAGAGUUCAACAUCAAAAUGGACUCCAAGUACACUGAAACCAAGCAUGGCAUCCGCAUCGACAGCCUCUCCAGGUCCUUGGUGUUGAAGUGCUCUAGCUACAGACAAGCCCUCUGGUGGGGUAAGUCCAUUGAAGAGUUUUCCCAAAAGUACGGCUCCGCCUUCCUCAAAGACCAUCGCUUUGGAUCCUUCGCCAGAGAGGAGGAGAACAUCCUAGCAAAAUGGUAUGUAAAUGGUAAAACCUACAUGGAGGACGUGGCUGACGCUCUGGAAGCGGCCAAAGAGGAAAUCUUCAUCACAGACUGGUGGUUGAGUCCUGAGAUCUUCCUGAAGAGGCCAGUCGUUGAAGGAAACCGAUGGCGUCUGGACUGCAUCCUGAGGCGCAAAGCGGAACAAGGUGUGCGGAUAUUUGUGAUGCUGUACAAGGAGGUGGAGUUAGCUCUGGGAAUCAACUCCGGCUACAGCAAGAGGACACUGCUGCGCCUGCACCCCAACAUCAAGGUGAUGCGCCACCCGGACCACGUUUCCUCCGCCGUCUAUCUGUGGGCACACCACGAGAAGAUCAUCGUCAUCGAUCAGUCUGUGGCCUUCGUGGGUGGGAUCGACCUGGCGUACGGCCGCUGGGACGACGAGGAACAUCGACUCACGGACAUCGGGAGUGUGACCAUUUCUCAAAUGGAGCAGGCUGCAGCUGUUUCCUCCACCGUCGCUGCUUCAGCCAAUGGCAGCACCAGCUCUCCCAGGAGCCAACGGACGGCGGCAGACUCUGGAGACCAGCCCAGGCUGAAGGGUCAGGGGAGGUUUAAGAGGACCAGGAUGAGCAUUAAGAAACGCCUGCAGAAACAUGGACUGGCUCGCGUUGACAGCGACAGUGACAGCGACCUGGAGGAAGACCAGAGGAACCAGUCUGUGCGAAGUCUUCAUACAGGUGUGGGAGAUCUGUUUGGAGACACGAGGUUCUGGCACGGCAAAGACUACUGCAACUUUGUGUACAAGGACUGGAUCCAGCUGGACAAACCUUUUGAUGAUUUCAUAGACAGACAUAAAACUCCCAGAAUGCCUUGGCAUGACAUCGCUUCUGUCGUUCACGGGAAGGCGGCUCGAGACGUGGCUCGACACUUUAUCCAGCGCUGGAAUUUCAACAAGAUCAUGAAGCCCAAAUACAGAUCGUUAUCAUAUCCCUACCUGCUGCCAAAGUCCCACAGCACAGCUGGAGAGCUACCAUACCAGGUUCCCAACUGCGUCACCACUAAAGUGCAGGUGCUUCGCUCUGCGUCAGAUUGGUCGGCUGGUAUCAAAUACCAUGAGGAGUCCAUCCAUAACGCUUACGUCCACGCCAUCGAGAACAGCAAGCACUUCAUCUACAUUGAGAAUCAGUUCUUCAUCAGCUGCGCAGAAAACAAGCUUGUCUACAACAAGAUAGGAGAUGCUAUAGCAGAACGCAUCAUCAAGGCCUACAGAAAUGGUGAGAAGUACCGUGUUUACGUGGUGACGCCUCUGCUGCCGGGCUUCGAAGGCAACAUCAACACCGGGGGGGGCAGCGCCAUCCAGGCUGUGAUGCACUUCAACUACAGAACCAUGAUUAAAGGAGAUCGCUCCAUCAUCGCCCAGCUGCAGAAAGAGAUGGGGGGGCAGUGGAUAAACUACAUCUCCUUCGCCGGUCUGAGGACCCACGCCGAGCUGGAGGGGACGCUGGUCACCGAGCUCAUCUACGUCCACAGCAAGAUGCUCAUCGCCGACGACAACACCGUCAUCAUCGGCUCUGCUAACAUCAACGACCGCAGCAUGCUGGGGAAGAGGGACAGCGAGGUGGCGGUGAUCGUGGAGGACUCGGAGACGGUGGAUGGCGUGAUGGACGGGCAGCCGUACAAGGCCGGGAAGUACGCCCUGCAGCUGCGCCUCCACUGCUUCAGGAUGGUCCUCGGGGCCAAGUCCGACCCGUCCAUCGACGUGUCCGAUCCCAUCAGCGACCAGUUCUACAAGGACACCUGGAUAACCACCUGUGCCAAAAACGCCUCCAUCUACCAGAAGGUUUUCUGCUGUCUGCCGUCCAGCGAUGUCCGCAGCAUGUCGGAGCUGGAGGGUUUCCUGGCCAAGCCGGCUCUGGCCAAAGAGGACCCUGCUCAGGCUCGGGAGGAGCUCAAGAAGAUCCGUGGCUUCCUGGUCCAGUUCCCUCUGUACUUCAUGAGCGAACAGAACCUUCUCCCUCCCAUCGGCUCCAAGGAGGCCAUGGUUCCCAUGGAGGUGUGGACCUGAGGAGCCUGUUUGAUUCAUCGCUGACGCCAUGUUGGAGGUCCGAAAGAAAACGACUGUUCAGGCUUGAAUCACAUGAAGGCAGGAAGCAGCUGGGUUCAGAUCCACGUCCCCGAGCUCAAUUAACACUAAUCAACCCGCCGGAGAUCCAGCCUGAUGAUUAGGCAUUGCCAAAGACAGAAACACAUUGGUGAGAAAAAAAAUAGAUAAAUAAGAGCGAGAAAAUCUGCCUGCAAGGCUCAACCCUGGGUAAAAUAACCCAAAUGACACUACAGUUAAAGCAGCCGUUUUCUUUCUCUAAAGCUCCUCUGGAAAAAUCAUCCCUUCACAUUCCAGGGAAACGGAGGAAUGACCAGUUUCUCUUCAGAGAUGCCAGAUUUUCUCCAAAACAGCAGGCUGUACUAGAAACCCUUUCUUUGUUCAAACUAUGAAUCAACCAGCUGCUGCGGUCAGGGGUCCGUGUCACUGUAAAACCUCCACCAGCUUGGCCUCAAGUCUAUCAUCAUCAUCAUCAUCAUCCCGAUCAGGUGGAAACACUGCCCAGCAGACGCAGAGUUAAACUCCACCAUGCCUGAAAGUCUGCUUCCUCCUGGUCGGAUACUGACUGUGCAGCUCUGCUCCUGCUGCCCCCCCUAUGCAUCAUCCGAGGCUGGGAAACGCAGCUUGUUUGCUAAAAAAAAAAAAGACACUAACUGGAUUAAAAAAAGACGAAAAAGAUGAAGAAGAUGAUCAAACUUGUCUCGUAUUUAACUGUUAUUUUUCAAAGUGCCAAAACAAAGAUCCCAGCACACAUUUACAUUCCUCAGACUGUGGAUUACGCCUUAAAUGACUUGUUCUCUAUAUGUGAUGUGCUACAUCUGCAUAGAGAUUAUAUUAUGCAUGUAUCUCUUUAAUUUAGAUCUGUUUAUCUUUUGUUUUUCUUUUCAUUCCAAAAAAAAUCAACAGUUUUGCCUCCAAGACUACCUAACUGAUCCAAGAUCAGAUUGUGUUUUUCCUUGUCGUGCUGCAUGAGUCCAGUGGAGCCUUUUGUUACUGAUGUGUUAUUAACUUUUAUUCAGUGAAGGAGCAGCUGCUUUAAAAUCUUUGAACCUGCAGUCAUUUUUCGGGCCACUAGAUGGCAGCAGAGUGGCAUAAAAAUCCGGCAUACUGACGUCAUAAAUGUCUAAUAUUUAUUUUCCAGAUGUGGGGGGGGGUGGAGGCGUCACUAUUUGUGUUCAUUUAUGUUUUUUAGAGUUUCCUCCUGCCUUAAAAUGUGGUCAAACAGACAAAUUGGCGUUUCUGCUUCUUGUUUUUGGGGUCCAAUUGGCUUUAGAAUAAUAUUUGUUUUGAUUUAAUUAGAUCAUAAAGGAAUUGAGCUGGUUUCUCCUGCAGGACAUAAAGGAGACAAAUGCAAAGAAAUAUUUUUAUUUUUUUCUAUACUAACAUUUUUUUC
Molecule: messenger RNA, 4767 nt
Organism: Cyprinodon variegatus (sheepshead minnow)
Lineage: Eukaryota; Metazoa; Chordata; Actinopteri; Cyprinodontiformes; Cyprinodontidae
Gene: pld1b
Product: phospholipase D1-like
Exons: 26
Coding region: 240-3338 (1032 amino acids)
Biological process (GO): regulation of microvillus assembly; cell motility; phosphatidic acid biosynthetic process
Molecular function (GO): phosphatidylinositol binding; D-type glycerophospholipase activity
Source: RefSeq, a predicted model, not a curated record